Messenger RNA from Solea senegalensis (Senegalese sole), 1572 nucleotides. It is a transcript of the gene rad51, whose product is annotated as RAD51 recombinase. NCBI's taxonomy places the organism in Eukaryota, Metazoa, Chordata, Actinopteri, Pleuronectiformes, Soleidae. The coding region runs from base 187 to 1203 and encodes 338 amino acids. Gene Ontology annotation, biological process: DNA strand invasion; chromosome organization involved in meiotic cell cycle; mitotic recombination. The transcript is spliced from 10 exons. The record is from RefSeq and is a predicted model, not a curated record. Gene Ontology annotation, cellular component: condensed nuclear chromosome. Gene Ontology annotation, molecular function: single-stranded DNA binding; ATP binding; ATP hydrolysis activity.
GUGUGUGUUUACGUCCAACGUGAUUGCGUUGAAUCGAAUUUACGUCGUGCGUCACGUGUUGUGCGCGGGAUCUUUGGUUAUCAAACGUUGAGUUAGAGGGAGAAGUUCGAACAGAUGAGAAAGAGAAUAAAUCACGGAAGAUUGAAGCUGACACAGUGACUUACAACACACAGGUAUUCUUACACCAUGGCAAUGAGGAGCGAGGCCAGGGUGGAGGCAGAGGUGGAGGAGGAAGAAAACUUCGGACCACAGCCUCUGUGUAGACUCGAGCAAUGUGGAAUCAGUGCUAGUGACAUCAAGAAGCUGGAGGAUGCAGGUUUCCACACUAUUGAGGCAGUAGCCUACGCACCGAAGAAGGAGCUGCUCAACAUCAAGGGCAUCAGUGAGGCAAAAGCUGACAAAAUUCUAACUGAAGCAGCCAAGCUGGUGCCUAUGGGCUUCACCACAGCCACGGAGUUUCACCAGAGGAGAGCAGAAAUCAUCCAGAUCUCAACAGGCUCCAAGGAGCUCGACAAGCUACUGCAAGGUGGGAUUGAGACCGGCUCCAUCACAGAGAUGUUUGGAGAGUUUCGGACGGGAAAGACUCAGCUGUGCCACACGCUGGCUGUCACCUGUCAGCUGCCCAUUGAUCAGGGAGGUGGAGAGGGUAAAGCCAUGUACAUUGACACAGAGGGAACCUUUAGGCCAGAGAGGCUUCUUGCUGUAGCAGAGAGGUACGGGCUUGUAGGCAGUGACGUUCUGGACAACGUGGCUUAUGCCCGAGCCUUUAACACAGACCAUCAGACCCAGCUUCUGUAUCAAGCGUCUGCCAUGAUGGCUGAGUCCAGGUAUGCUCUGCUGAUCGUGGACAGUGCCACAGCUCUGUACAGAACAGAUUACUCAGGGAGAGGAGAGCUGUCAGCGAGGCAGGGACACCUGGGCCGUUUCCUGCGUAUGCUGCUCAGACUGGCAGACGAGUUUGGUGUUGCCGUGGUGAUAAGCAAUCAGGUGGUUGCACAGGUGGAUGGGGCAGCCAUGUUCUCAGCUGAUCCAAAGAAACCAAUAGGAGGCAACAUUCUGGCCCACGCCUCCACCACACGUCUGUACCUGAGGAAAGGCCGAGGAGAGACGAGGAUCUGUAAAAUCUACGACUCGCCCUGUCUGCCCGAGGCUGAAGCCAUGUUUGCCAUCAAUGCUGACGGAGUGGGCGACGCCAAGGACUGAGUGGGCGACGCCAAGGACUGAGUGGGCGACGCCAAGGACGGCGCAGCACUUGAUCACACAUGAAACCUCAGAGUGACUGAAGGCUGAGGCCAGUGCUGCACACGUGCAGAUCAGUGAAGCCUAACCAGCUGGAACAUGGAGUUUAACUGAACACAAACAUCGUUUCAUGCUUCUUUUAGUGUUGUGCCACAAUUGUGAGACAUUGUCAUAAUGAGGUUACAAAGAAUUGUAAAGGUUUCUUUUCUUUAAUUUAGUCUGUUGAAAAGGCAGUUCCAACUUCAUUUUACAAUCAACAUAUUUUCACUGUCAUUUCUUCUCAUUUCUUUACUGGAACCUUUGAUGUCCAAAUUAAAUUUAUUUUAUUAUUGA